Messenger RNA from Ceutorhynchus assimilis (cabbage seed weevil), 1318 nucleotides. Lineage: Eukaryota; Metazoa; Arthropoda; Insecta; Coleoptera; Curculionidae. The record is from the annotation of a GenBank genome assembly.
CCUAGAGCUGCUCGAACCACGUUAUUAUAAUAGCCGCUUUCCAGCUGUGUGCUUCAGGCACGGUGCAGCACAGUGUUCUGUGUCUGAAACGCAAAAGUUAGCAGCUCUCGAAGUGCGGUACGGCUGGAACACGAACACGCGCUUGAAGCAUUUGCGCGCGCAAAAGCUCGAUUGCGUGCUCAAAAGCGUCAGCUGGAAAGCGGCUUAUGUCAAUUUAUUAUGUCAUAUUUCCCACAUAAUUCAACCGCGAAAUAGAACUUUUUAUUGAUUGAUCAAAUUACGGAUUAGAUUAAUCGAUGGAAUCGAUGAUUAAUCGGUUAUAAUUAAUUGUGAUUUCCAUGAAUUGGCUGUGAAAAAAUAAAAACCGUUGAACAUUUUUCUUUGCUUCGUGCGUUGAAACUAUUUAUGUGUGUUUUUUAUGGUUUCUAGUUUUUGUGUGUGAUAUAAUUGAUAAUCUACAUAUUUUAAGAGUGGUGCCACGACAAUGAGUGACUCUCAACAGAAGACCGAGGGUGACCCUCAACAGAAGACCGAGGGUGACCCUCAACAGAAGACCGAGGGUGACCCUCAAGAAACGACCGUACCAGCUGAAAAACCUUCGGACUCUACAACCUCAUUACCAAUGUUGGAAUGUGAAAAACCAACAAAUCUGCUAGUGUCGGCAGCAAUAAGUGCCAGUGCUACGUCUCUGAACAGUGUAGCAUCUUCAAAAGCGAGUGUUGCCACCAAUAAAAGCGGCAUUAGGCCUCCAAGUAAAAUCGGACUUCUGCAUGGAGCUAGGCCUAAAACCCUACAGCCUGCUAUUCCGGCACCGACACCAGCAUCCUCUGUUUCCCCAGUUGCUGGUAGGAAUCACAAAGGGCCUUAUCGAGUUAGUUUAGGAAAUAGACAUUAAACAAUGUGGAUAGGGAUUUUUGUAGAAAGAAUUCAUAAUUUUUCCCAAAAUAUUUCCAGACAAAUAGAAAAUUUCAAAUUUAAAGCUCCUAAGGGUACCCUAGAUCCACCAGUUUUGAUUAUUGGAAAUAAUUUAGGAAAUUACGAGGGACAUUAUAUUCCUGAAACUAAUUUUUGAGAAUUGUUUGUAUUGCGAAUGGUUGAUUGUAAGUUGUAUGCAUUUUGUAUCUAAAAAUUUAUUUUGUUGGCACCUAGAGGUUUAAUACCUCUGUAUGUACCAAGUAUAUUUUUAUUUUUCCACUAUUUACAAUAUAAUAAACACGACCUGUUCUUACAACAAAGGUUUAUCUUAGAGGACAUUGUAUUUUGUAUAGGUUUGUUAAUGUACACUAUUUAUUUAUGGCAACUUAAUCCCAUUUUUCUA